AAACUGAAGUAUUAAAUGCUUACAAAAUAGUAGUUGAAAUAAAAGAAGCUAUAGAUAAUAUCAUAAAAAUUUCAAACUCUGUACUAGAAAAAUGUUAUGAUGUAACAACACAACUUGAGAGUCAAUCUGGAAAUGCAUCUGAAGUAGAAGUGAUUGAUAGUGUAGUUGAACAUGAUCCAGGAAAAAGGACAAAAAUUAUUUCUGAUAAUCAACGUCAGUAUUUAGUAAUGUUGGGGCCUCAUCAACCAAAGUUGAAUGUUUAUCCACGAACAGCAAAAUAUAGUUUUAAAUAUUCAUGGUUUGAAGAAUUUCCACAUUUAGAGUAUAGCAUAGUUAAGGAUGCAGCGUUCUGUUAUGUUUGCUAUCUUUUUCCUUGUGGCGCUGGAAGGGAAAAAAGUGUAAAUAACUGGACUGUUAUAGGAGUGAAAAAUUGGAAAAAAAUGAAAGGUAAUAAUGGGACAAACAACGUUGGAAAGUUAAAAAAACAUUUUGGUUCUGAAACACAUAAGGCAGCACUUUAUGAGUUUUGUCAUUUUAUGAACAAAAAUAAUCAUAUUGACAUAAUGCUUGAUAAAAAUAAAAGACAAAAAAUUAUUCAAGAAGAACGAGAUCAUGCUUUUCACACUGAAGUAAUAUCUAUUUUACUUGAUGUUGCCAAAACUCUCGGUAGACAAAAUUUAGCAUUUAGAGGUCAUGCUAAUGAUGAAAAUGGAAACUUCAAACAAAUAAUAUAUCUUAUAUCUAGACAUUGUCCAUUAUUGAGAGAGUGGUUAGAUUCUUCUAGAUUUAGACCAUAUCAUACCAAUUAUAUGAGUCCUAAAUCUCAAAAUGAAUUUAUAAAUAUUUUAGGAAGUUCAAUAAAAAGCAGUAUUUCACAAAAAGUUAAUGACGCUAGACAAUUUGCAGUGAUGGCAGAUACAACACCAGACUUAUCACACAAAGAUAUUUUAUCUGUUGUAGUCCGCUUUGUUAAUGACAAAGGAAAACCAGAAGAAAGGUUGCUUGAAGUUCGCGAAAUUGUAGACAAGACCGGAAAUGGAAUGGCUAAUGAAAUCUUAGAUACAUUACGCACUAAUAAUUUAGAUCUUCAAAAUUUAGUUUUUCAGUCAUAUGAUUUCGCAAAUAAUAUGUCUGGUCAAUUUAAUGGUGCUCAACAAAAAAUAUCUGAAGCUAUUGGACAUAAAAUUCCAUAUAUUCCUUGUAAGGCCCAUAGAAUCAAUACUUUUGUUGAGCAUGCGUGUGAUUCUAGUUUAAUAGUAUCUGACUUAUUUUCAAUAGUUCAAGAACUAUAUGUUUUUUUUUCAUCAAGUACAAAACGAUAUGGACCUCUAUUAAACAAACUAAAUGAAGUAGAAAAUUCUCUUAAAUUGAGAAAUUUAUCACAAACGAGGUGGACAGCACGUGCUGAAGCUUUAAAAUCAUUAUGGACAUCAUAUCCAAUUAUUAUUGAUGCAUUGGAUAAUAUU
Messenger RNA from Myzus persicae (green peach aphid), 1466 nucleotides. RefSeq names its product zinc finger MYM-type protein 1-like. The transcript has a single exon. The record is from RefSeq and is a predicted model, not a curated record. NCBI's taxonomy places the organism in Eukaryota, Metazoa, Arthropoda, Insecta, Hemiptera, Aphididae. The annotation marks the transcript as partial.